Molecule: messenger RNA, 1552 nt
Organism: Ziziphus jujuba (common jujube)
Lineage: Eukaryota; Viridiplantae; Streptophyta; Magnoliopsida; Rosales; Rhamnaceae
Product: stearoyl-[acyl-carrier-protein] 9-desaturase 6, chloroplastic
Exons: 2
Coding region: 223-1374 (383 amino acids)
Biological process (GO): fatty acid biosynthetic process
Cellular component (GO): chloroplast stroma
Molecular function (GO): stearoyl-[ACP] desaturase activity
Source: RefSeq, a predicted model, not a curated record
UACCAAAAAGCAAAUCGACCCGACCAGAGUCCAGAAGGGACCAAACCAAAAAAAAAAAACCGAAAAUGGCAUUCUCGUUAUUAAAUCCAAAACCAAGGUUCAUUAAAUAUCCUCCUUUCCUAUAAAUUUCAAGCCCACUGGUCACUGACUGUUGAAAAAGCUGAGUUUACCGAGUCACCGCCAAACAGACCCCUUCAAAAAAAACACACACACACCACAACCAUGCAGGCUUCUCGCUGUCUGGGUUCUCAAUAUCACGCAUGGAGCCCACGUGUCCACCACCGCCACGGGUCACUCCGAUCACCACCAGCGAUCCGAUCCAUCGCCGCCCCACCAAAGCCUCAAACCCGAACCAAACCCGCCUUCCUCCCCCAACAAGCCGAAGUUUUCCGAUCCCUGGAGGGCUGGGCUUCCGAAUGCGUCCUCCCACUGCUGAAGCCUGUAAAAGACAGCUGGCAGCCACAGAACUUCUUACCCGACCCGGAAUUACACUCCGACGAGUUCACGGAUCGGGUUCGGGCUCUACGUGAACGGACUGCUGAGCUUCCGGACGAGUUCUUCGUUGUGCUUGUUGGGGAUAUGAUCACGGAAGACGCAUUGCCUACGUACCAGACCAUGAUUAACACUUUGGAAGGAGUGAGGGACGAAAGUGGGGCCGGGUCUAACCCGUGGGCUUUGUGGACCCGGGGUUGGACAGCUGAGGAGAACCGCCACGGCGAUUUGCUCCGCUCGUAUUUGUACUUAUCGGGUCGGGUCAAUAUGCUGAUGGUCGAGAGGACCGUUCAGUACCUCAUUGGAGCUGGCAUGGAACCGGGAACAGAGAACAGUCCGUACAUGGGGUUUGUGUACACGUCAUUCCAAGAGCGAGCCACGUUUAUAUCCCACGGCAACACGGCUCGAAUAGCGAAGGAGGCUGGCGAUCCAGUGCUCGCGCGUAUAUGCGGGACCAUUGCAUCGGACGAGAAGCGCCACGAGAACGCCUACUCUAAGAUCGUUGAGAAGCUCCUGGAAGUAGACCCCAAUGGCGCAAUGCUCGCCAUCGGCGAUAUGAUGCGGAAGAAGAUCACGAUGCCGGCUCACCUUAUGUACGAUGGGAACGACCCUAAGCUGUUCGAGCACUUCUCGGCCGUGGCUCAGCGGCUCGGCGUGUACACGGCGCAUGAUUACGCUGACAUCUUGGAGUUUUUAAUCGGGCGGUGGAGGUUGGAGAAGCUGGAGGGAUUGACAGGCGAAGGGAGUCGAGCGCAGGACUUUGUGUGUGGGUUAGCGCCGAGGAUUAGGAAGCUCCAGGAGAGAGCCGAUGAGCGGGCGCGAAAGAUGGAGCCACGUGGCGUGAAGUUUAGCUGGAUAUUCAACAAGGAGAUCUCGUUGUAAAAAGUAAUUGAGGGAUGGUUGUAAAAGUGAAAAUGGAACGACGUGGGUAAAAAAAAACGUUUUUUUCUUUUUUUUUUUUUUUUUUUUUGGUAAUAGUAAAAAACGUUUUUGUUUUCCGGACUUUUUAGACAUCGCUAUAGUAAACUAUAAUAAGCAGCAGUUGCUUUUUGAUGAGUAA